Molecule: messenger RNA, 2814 nt
Organism: Puma concolor (puma)
Lineage: Eukaryota; Metazoa; Chordata; Mammalia; Carnivora; Felidae
Source: RefSeq, a predicted model, not a curated record
AAGACCCUCAUAACAGAGCUGAGGCCCAAGUCCAGUGUGCCACCAUACCCCACCCCAGACAUUACUCUGGGGUCUGCCCGAGGCCAUCAGUGUGAAGAUGACCAGUGCCUUCCUAGCAUGACUUCCUUGGACCAUGUGAUUGCUACCCACCAGUCAGAGUGGGUCUCCUUCAAUGAGGAGCCACUCUUUCCUGUUCCUUCUGAGGGGGGCACUGAAGAGCACCUCCCAGGACUGUCUUCUUACUCAGACCGGUCUGAGAGCUCCUCCGGGGAGAACCAUGUGGCACAUGGAGGCUCUCAGGAACUUUCCCACUCAGAGCAGGAUGACUCCUCUGAAAAGUUGGGCCUCAUCUCUGAAGCGGCGUCACCUCCUGGGAGCCCCGAGCAGCCCCCACCUGACCUGGCCUCGGCCUUCAGCAACUGGGUUCAGUUUGAAGAUGACACACCCUGGGCCAGCACGUCACCACCUCAUAAGGAAACAAGGGAGACAGCCAUACCAUUGACCAUGCCCUGCUGGACGUGCCCUUCCUUCGACUCCUUGAGGAGAUGCCCUGUGACCUCUGAGAGCAGCUGGACCACACAUUCUGAAGACACCAGUAGUCCUAGUUUUGAUCCCUCAUACACUGACCUGCAGCUUAUCAAUGCGGAGGAACAGAUGAGUAGCAGGGCUUCUCAGACUGACUCGACUGACAGUUCUUCCUCACUCCAGGAAGAUGAAGAGGUAGAGAUGGAGGCUGUGAGCUGGCCGGCCAGUAGUCCAGCCACGAAUGGACACCCUGCAACUCCAGUGACUUCUGCUCGUUUCCCCAGCUGGGUGACUUUUGAUGACAAUGAAGUCAGCUGCCCUUUGCCACCAGUCACCUCUCCCCUGAAGCCAAACCCACCACCUACUGCAUCUGUGAUCCCAGAUGUACCUUAUCACUCAGCUGGGUCAUUUAAGAAGAGGGAACGUCCCAAGAGCACAUUGAUGAACUUUUCCAAAGUUCAGAAGCUGGACAUUUCCUCCUUAAACCAUCCGCCUUCCAUAACCGAGGCUCCACCUUGGAGGGCAACCAAUCCUUUCCUGAAUGAGACUCUGCAGGAUGUACAGCCUUCCCCCAUCAACCCUUUCAUUGCUUUUUUUGAGGAGCAGGAGAGACGCUCCCAAAACAAUUCCAUUUCCAGUGCCACAGGCAAAAGCCAAAGAGAUUCUCUCAUUGUCAUCUACCAAGAUGCCAUCAGUUUUGAUGACUCAAGCAAAAACCAGUCACACUCUGAUGCCGUUGAAAAACUCAAACAACUCCAGAUUGAUGAUCCUGAUCACUUAAGCAGUGCGACACUACCAGAUGAUGACCCGAAAGCCUGGAUUGAACUAGAUGACCACCCACCUGGUUCAGUGCUGUCCCAGCCCAGGGAUGGAUGGCCAAUGAUGCUAAGGAUACCUGAGAAGAAAAACAUCAUGUCGUCUAGGCACUGGGGACCCAUCUACAUCAAACUGACAGACAGUGGUUACUUGCAGCUGUAUUAUGAGCAGGGCCUAGAAAAACCAUUCCGUGAGUUCAAGCUGGAGAUCUGCCAUGAAAUUUCAGAACCCCGGCUCCAAAACUAUGAUGAGAAUGGCAGGAUCCACAGCUUGCGAAUAGACCGUGUCACCUACAAGGAGAAGAAGAAAUACCAGCCCAAACCUGCUGUGGCCCACACAGCAGAGAGGGAACAAGUGAUCAAGCUGGGCACCACCAAUUACGAUGACUUCCUCAGUUUCAUCCGAGCCGUUCAGGACCGGCUCAUGAAUCUGCCAGUGUUGUCAAUGGACUUAAGCACAGUGGGCUUGAACUACCUUGAAGAGGAGAUUACUGUGGAUGUCAGGGAUGAGUUCUCUGGCAUUGUGAGCAAGGGAGACAACCAGAUUCUCCAGCACCAUGUCCUGACACGGAUCCACAUUCUGAGUUUCCUCUCUGGGCUUGCAGAGUGCCGCUUGGGCCUCAACGAUGUCCUUGUCAAAGGGAAUGAAAUAGUUUCCCGGCAGGACAUCAUGCCGACCACCACCACAAAGUGGAUCAAGCUCCAUCAGUGCCAUUUUCAUGGGUGCGUGGAUGAGGAUGUAUUCAACAACUCACGGGUUAUUCUGUUCAACCCUUUGGACGCCUGCCGGUUUGAGCUAAUGCGGUUCAGGACAAUAUUUGCAGAAAAGACCUUGCCUUUCACACUCAGGACAGCAGCAAGCAUCAAUGGGGCAGAGGUGGAGGUGCAGAGCUGGCUGAGGAUGUCAACCGGCUUCUCCUCUAACCGAGACCCUCUCACCCAGGUUCCCUGUGAGAAUGUGAUGGUUCGUUACCCCGUGCCCAGUGAGUGGGUGAAAAACUUCCGCAGGGAAAGUGUCCUGGGGGAAAAGUCUCUAAAAGCUAAAGUGAACCGGGGGGCAAGUUUUGGUUCAACUAGUGUAUCUGGUUCUGAGCCUGUCAUGAGAGUAACUCUGGGAACUGCCAAGUACGAGCAUGCCUUCAACUCCAUUGUGUGGAGGAUAAACCGACUGCCUGACAAAAACUCGGCUUCUGGUCACCCACACUGUUUCUUCUGCCACCUUGAACUUGGCUCUGACCGGGAAGUGCCUUCCAGAUUUGCCAGUCACGUGAAUGUUGAGUUCAGCAUGCCCACAACUUCUGCCUCUAAAGCUGCCGUAAGAUCCAUCUCUGUGGAAGACAAGACUGAUGUCAGGAAGUGGGUCAAUUAUUCUGCACACUACAGCUACAAGGUGGAAAUUGAGCAAAAAAAGAGUUUGAAGCCAGACUUUGAAGGAGAUGAAAUGGAAAAUCCCAAGGAGUGUGGGGUCCAGUGA